AUGCGUCUCACGAUCGAACGUAGCUGGGUAAAGAUGGCGGCGGGCUCCGAUUUGCUGGAUGAUGUUUUCAACACAGAGGUGGACGAAAAAGUAGUUAGUGACCUAGUCGGGUCUCUGGAGUCUGAGCUAACAGGAACAGAACACGCCAACGCAACGCCCAGGGUCCAGUCUGCAGCAAAUCACGUCGGCAGCUCAGCUAUAGGCAGUAAUUCCAAUGUUCAGGGUAGCAAAAUGGGACUUUCACAACAAGAGCUUGCUAAAGCAGGGACAGGAGUUCAAGGAGGUGUCAGUAACAGUACGGGGUCCCACGGUCCAAGCAUGGAUGGGGCAGCCGGGAUCACGUCGGCGGCCGGGGGACCGAGUAUGACAGCCGCUCAGAGUCAGUCCAAGCCGGGGACAGCUAGUGGAGUUGUUACGGUAGUGACGGAUGCUACGUCCGGUGCUGGGAAAACCGCAGUUCAAACUUUGAAUGGAAGUUCCGUGGUGAUGAACUGUCAUGUACCCGGAGGUGGAUCAGCUGACAACAACAACUCACACCCCGCUGUCACCGUCGUCAACAACGGACCCGCGUCUGUGACCAAAGCGGUUUUGUCUGCGGCGCCAAGUGCUAUUAUUCGAACUACUUUGAGCGCGCAAAAUGCCGCGACUCCGUCUGUGAUUUCGUCCCAGCCCUCUUUUAAAACUGUACCCACGGUCACGCUUGUGAGGCCACCUAUGCAAACCCCAACUGUCACUUCGCAAAGCGCAGGCAGCCCAGCCGCCGUUUUCACGUCGCCAGCCGCCAGUGUUACCAGCACGACUGGUUCUGUUGUCAACAAGAUCGACUCCACAAAAACUAUCAUGCAGACUGGCGCUCACGUCGUGACUUCAAGUGUCUUGACGGGGACCACGGCGACCAUCAGGAGUCCGACUGUCCUGCAGGGUCUGAGGACUUCAGUGCCGUCAACGAUCGCCGCCACAGCUCCCGGAGGAAUACGAGCUAUUGCUCCGCAGAUGUUGGCACCUCGACUCCCUCAGCCUCAACAAAACGCCCCAAAUAUCCAAAACAUCCAGAUCCCUGCAGGCAUGGUCUUGGUUCGCAGUGAGAGUGGGCAGCUCUUGAUGAUUCACCAGCAGGCUUUGGCUCAGAUGCAGGCUCAGUCGCAGUCACAAAGCGCCAUGACGCCCCGACCUGCAGCCCCUGCCAGCACUCCACCUGUCCAGAUCACAACUCUACAGCAGGCCCCCGGUGCCUCGGUGCUGGCUCGUCCGGUUACACCCACCACCAUAAUUAAACAAAGUUCAACUGGUCAGACCACUGUGACAACCACCACCACACUGCAGAGGCCUCCUGUGCUGCAGAACACGAUCAUGCUGGGAGGAACUGCCACCACCACAGGACAGCCGCUAGGGACGGCGACCACGGUGCAGCCUGGAUCCGCAGCCACAGCCGUAGCACAGAGAGUGGGGACUGGGACCCCUGUCCCUCCGACACCUGUCUCCGCUGAAACACUGGAGAAUGUAAAGAAGUGCAGAAACUUUCUGUCCACACUGAUCAAGCUGGCAUCUGGUGGAAAACAGUCCUCUGAGACCACAGCUAAUGUCAAGGAGCUGGUCAAGAACCUACUGGAAGCAAAGAUAGAGCCUGAAGAUUUCACCAGCAGGUUGUACCAGGAGCUCAAUUCUUCACCACAGCCGUACCUUGUACCUUUCCUUAAGAGAAGUCUCCCAGCACUGCGCCAGAUGACUCCAGAUUCCGAGGCCUUCAUCCAGCAGAGCCUGCUGCCUCAGUCGAGUGCUCAGACGGCGGCGGCGGCGGCCCCCACGGCCCUCACCGCUGUGGUCCUGCGACCUCCUCUGUCCUCCCCCAUCACUACGGCCACCAACACUGCUGCGACCAAAACCACAGUGAUCAGCCUCCCCCAGACGCCUCACAGCAAACCUGGACUGAUAGUGUCCCAACCGGGGACAAUGGUGAGGCCGCAGGUGACGUUGGCUCAGUCGUCCGUGGUAACGCUCAGAGGACAACCCCAUAGCCGCAUCAUUGUGAGCCAGCCACCAGUGGUCAAACAGCUACAAACAGUCAAGCAGACGUUGACUCCAGUGGUUAAAGGAGUGCAAGUUAUCAGUCAGGCCUCUCUCACUGUGGCUCAGAAGAACAAGCUGAAGGAAGCAGGAGGGGGAACUUUCAGGGAUGAUGAUGACAUCAAUGAUGUGGCCUCCAUGGCAGGAGUCAACUUGUCAGAGGAGAGUGCCCGAAUCUUAGCAACCGGUUCUGAGCUUGUUGGCAUGGUGACGCGUUCUUGUAAGGACGAGACCUUCCUCUCCACCUCGUCACUCACCCGUACAGCUCUGGAGAUUGGUAAGAAGUUUGGUGUCAGCGAGUUGGGCGCCGACGUCAUCAACUACAUUUCCCAUGCUACACAGCAGCGGCUGCAAAACCUGUUGGAGAAGGUGUCACAAGUGGCACAGCAGAAGAACGGAACGUUCAAGGAGGACGAGCGGUACGAGCAGAGCGGCGACGUACGAGCCCAGCUCAAAUUCUUUGAGCAGCUGGAUCAGAUGGAGAAACAAAGGAAGGAGGAGCAGGAGAGAGAGAUCCUCUUGAAAGCUGCCAAGUCUCGGUCGCGGCAGGAAGACCCAGAGCAACUUCGACUGAAACAGAAGGCCAAAGAGAUGCAACAGCAGGAACUGGCUCAGAUCAGGCAGAGAGAAGCCAACCUAACGGCGCUGGCAGCAAUUGGCCCAAGGAAAAAACGGAAAAUGGACUCUCCUGUCAGAGGCGCCAGUGCAGAGGGCUCGGGGUCAGGCCCGUCCCAGCCCGGAGGCUCCAGUGGGUCAGGCUCCAGACAGUUCACACGCCAGCGCAUCACCAGAGUCAACCUCAGGGACCUGCUCUUCUGUCUGGAGAAUGAACGAGGGACCAGUCACUCACAACUGCUUUAUAAAGGCUUCCUCAAAUAGCACCUGCAUUGAAAUGACUAGUCUCACCAGUGGCAUUAAGGAAGCAGAGCUGGCCGCCUCAGACUCUUCCUCCUGGUACUUUCUUAGACCGCCCACUGACGAAUUAAGAGACAUCUGUCUGUGGGAAGAGAAGAAUCUGGAACAGAAGAGACGUCAGCUUUUAAAAGCCUCUUCAAGCACAGGCCUUUUGUAUUCUCUCCAGAGAUGGAGCAAAUAUUGGAACUCAGCACUGAUUUCAGUGUGCCUCUCAGCUCGGUUUGCUCCUCAGAGACCGGUUGCACCCAACCACACAUCACUCAUGCACUGCCUCAUGCUGCACUGGAGGAAUAAAAACAACAACAUCUUUAACUCAACUGAGCAUUUCAGAUUAGACAUCCUCAUUAGUGUCACUGCAGUGACAUCUGUGUUGUAGCAGCAAAUCUCCUCUAAGUGUUUGGUAAGCACUCUGUUUAUUUAAGUGCGUAACAGAGAUUUUUUAAUUUAUCAAGCAUUUAUACGGUAUUUUAGCGAUGCCUGUGGAUUGUUUUACAGAGACUAAUCUUGACUAGUCUUAUCAUCUGCUGAGUUGCCUUCUUAACGAUUUAAGCCAUACGGAUUAGAAUGUGUUGAUCGAGUAAUUUCAUCCACUAUUACAACUUUCUUUGCAUUUGUAGAAUGGGUGCUUUACUGAUUUGCUUUUUUUUUCUUUGUCUUUGCUUGAUUGGAGACAAAAAUAAUUAUUUAUGUGUCUUUGUUGUGCGCGAUGUUCAGGUUCUAUCGGAACUGUCACCAAUCAUGAGGUUUUUACGUGGAGAGAGUUCCUAACGCGAUGGUUAAAGAAGAAAGCCAAUGUUUUAAUUCACAUUAUAGCACAUACUACAUGGGCUUCAUCUGCUUUACAUUCCUGUCAGUCAUUUCGAUCACCACAUUUAUUAACUGACCAUUAAACUCAAAGAACUGACUCGCAGUGAACAUCCCUUUACAAAGUAAUUGUAUCGUUGCAGAUAUUGACUUAAAAAAGUCCGCACAUUUUCUGUCACAAGCUCAGAGGAGAUUAAGAAUAUUCUUGAACAAUGAAAUGUUUACAUUACUGAAUCAAAAAUGUGGCUCUGGUUGGCUUUCUUGAAUUAUGUUUCUGACAAACUGAGCUUACCAGACGUUUCUCUACCUGCCAUCAAAAUUUGCAUCAAGAUGCAGUUUUCUAAGUAAUAGUGAUGUUUACUGUGCUGUGUCCUUUCUCAAACACAUUUAAGCCUUUGCUUAAGAACCGAAAUGAAAUGGUUGUUGCGGGGGAUGUAAAGUAUUCUUGUGCAUUUAAUUUGCGGUAAUUUAAAACUACAGUGCAGAACUUUUGUCUCCCUCUACUGACAGUGAGAGUAAUUACACAAACACUGUUGAUUAUGUGCCUCCUAGAGGACAACACCAAUGGUAACAACCUGUGUUGGUUGUUGGCAUUUAAACGUUUCUUGGAAGCUGUGUAGAUUUUUAUUGCUUCCUUAACGUGAGAGACUGAAUUCAUAGAACCUUGGUUACAUUCAUAACUUUUCACCACACUCCUAGUUGUUCUAGGCUACUCUGUAGCCUCUUGUACUGCAGAAUGCAGAGAGAUUUACGUGCAGCUGAUUAGCUUAAUCAGUAUUGCAUCAACACAAGGGCUUGAUGUAACAGUUAAUUCAUUUGUAAAAGUUCUGCACUGUAGCUUAAAAGAAAGGAUCUGGAGAAAUGAAUCCCUAUACUGUUACCGAUUUAAGACAUUUAAAUACAUAGUGAAUUAUUUUUCAAUAAGUUGUACGUCCAUAUUUUUAUAUUUAUGAAUAAUGGUAGCUCGUGUCGGUUGAAAAGGUGCAUGAACUGCAAAACGAGGACUGCACUUUGACGGAUCCGUUUUCUAAAUCUAGUCAAUCUGACAAACAUACCCACUUGAUAACUUUCUAUAUUUUUAAUGCACAUACAAAUUCUGGUCUUUAUACCUUUUGCCAUUUUAUGAAAGAAUGUUUAUUGGCAGAUUUUAUUACCGUGUAUAUAUAUAAAUAUAUAUAUUUGAGUGUACCAUUUGUACAUUUAUCAUUUGAGAACUUUGAAUUAAAAAAUUGGUCUUAUUUUUCACGUAUAUAAAAAUGUGUUAAAUGAGAUGAACAUGACGCUUUUUUCUGCCAAUAUCUUGUAAAUUUUGCACAGCUAUUUGUUUAUAUGUAAAUAUCUGAUUUAAAAAAAAGUUUUUAAUUGCUAUUUUAUAAUGGAUUGAGAGAGAAUGAUCUCUAUUAAAAGAAAAAAUAAGUCAAAA
Messenger RNA from Mugil cephalus (flathead mullet), 5206 nucleotides. Its product is annotated as transcription initiation factor TFIID subunit 4-like. Gene Ontology annotation, biological process: transcription initiation at RNA polymerase II promoter; DNA-templated transcription. The transcript is spliced from 16 exons. Bases 1 to 2943 code for a protein of 980 amino acids. The record is from RefSeq and is a predicted model, not a curated record. Gene Ontology annotation, cellular component: transcription factor TFIID complex. Lineage: Eukaryota; Metazoa; Chordata; Actinopteri; Mugiliformes; Mugilidae. Gene Ontology annotation, molecular function: DNA binding; RNA polymerase II general transcription initiation factor activity; protein heterodimerization activity.